GUUGAAUUGGAAGGAACAUUCAAAUAAUAAAAUAAGAUUCUUAAUAUGAAUAACAAUGAUCGAAAUAUUCAAUGGGAUGAUGAUAAUGAAUCAUUUGUUACCUGCGACGAUUAUUCGUGGGUUGAAUUUGACAGUCUGUGUGGAUCAUAUUGCGUCAGAGACCUUAAGCAAAUAAUGGAUGUAAAGGAUAAACUGUCAGAAAUCGAAAUAAAGCUAUCAGAUUACAGUCAGAAAGCUCUAGCAGAUCAAGAGACAUAUAUUGAUCGAAUUGCGUCAUACAAAGAAACGAUUAAGUUUCAAAAUGAACAUCCAAAAGCGAAAUUUGAUGAUUUUAAAACUCAAGAGAAAGAUGGUCUAUUAAACAAAAUGAUCAAAACUAAAGACGAAUUAAUAGAUGCACUAAAGGAAACAAUAGAUUUAUUGAAGUGCAAUAAAGUUCUGAAUGAUAAUCUUAAUUUAUCAAUGAAAGCCAAAAUUGAUAAGCUGAUGGAAGAGCAAACAGCUGCUAACGAGAAUAAGCUUAAAAAAGAUGAUGAGAUAGUGCAGUUAAAAUCUAAAGUGCUGUCCGAUGAGAUUAAACUGAAAGAAAAUAUUGCACUUAUAAAUGAUAUUCAAUCUCAAUUAAAAUCACUAGAAUAUAAUACCAAGAAAACGGAACAAAUGAACGCUAAUUUAAGCUUACAAGUAAUAGAAAAAGAAAGUGAAUUAAAAGAUAAGAACAAGAAACUUGAACAGUGGGAGAACGAAAUACUGAUUACAAUACCCAAUGGAACCAUAAAUAAACUAAUGCAUGUGCCAGGCCUUGAACCAUUUGAACCCGUUCUGGCUGAUACUAUUGCUGGACCAGGUUGGAUUGUCAUUCAGCGUCGAUUUGAUCACAGUGUCGACUUCGAUCGGAGUUUCGCUGACUAUCAACAUGGAUUUGGCGAUACGAAAGGUGAAUUUUGGCUCGGCUUAGAAAAGAUUCAUAGAAUCACAAUUCAAAAGCAACAUGAAUUACUUGUAAACAAAAUACUUCAUAACGGUGAAAACUUUUGGGAACGUUAUGACAACUUCGUUCUUGGCAGUGAAGAGGAGGGAUAUCAGAUAAAAUCCCUCGGUAAACAUAAUGAACAAUUUAACCCGUUCCGUAUGGAACUAAGGCGACCCUUCCCUAUCGGAACUGUAUUUAACAAUGGUUGGUGGUUAUCCGAAGAUGGAGGGGAUUUUAGUAAUCUGAAUAGCUAUAAAUUCUUCAGAAAGUACAGUAAUCACAAGGUGUGCUCGCUUGUAAAGUCUGUUGAAAUGUUAAUAUUUCCAAAGUGAAGAUAUAAAUAUAUUAUAUAUACUAAAAUAUAUAAAAAAUUAAAUA
Drosophila innubila is the source of this 1351-nucleotide messenger RNA. Its product is annotated as angiopoietin-related protein 3-like. The transcript has 4 exons. The record is from RefSeq and is a predicted model, not a curated record. The coding region runs from base 46 to 1305 and encodes 419 amino acids. NCBI's taxonomy places the organism in Eukaryota, Metazoa, Arthropoda, Insecta, Diptera, Drosophilidae.